This is a messenger RNA of Megachile rotundata (alfalfa leafcutting bee), 2300 nucleotides long. RefSeq names its product Transcriptional adapter 2B (gene Ada2b). Gene Ontology annotation, molecular function: zinc ion binding; transcription coactivator activity; chromatin binding. The record is from RefSeq and is a predicted model, not a curated record. Gene Ontology annotation, biological process: chromatin remodeling; regulation of transcription by RNA polymerase II. Gene Ontology annotation, cellular component: SAGA-type complex; nucleus. NCBI's taxonomy places the organism in Eukaryota, Metazoa, Arthropoda, Insecta, Hymenoptera, Megachilidae.
CAUAUUGGCCUAUCGGGUAUUCCCCGUAACACUAAAUAAUAAGUUCUGCCGUGAACCAGUUUAUAGGUAUAUAAAAUAUACAAGAAAUGUUUGUCUCACCUUGUAUAUAAACAACGAAAUGGAAAACGUAAAGUGGGGUAAAAUUUCUGCUGGUGGGAAAGCUAUUGAAGUUAGCCGCAUUGCGCGAAAUGAUUAUGAUCUCCCAUUGCAGAAAUCGAACGACUAGGUAGUGGGUUAAACGCGCAUGCGCAUUUGCUUCUCGACGCAACAGUCGUAAACAUUUUUUCCAUUCAGAUUCCUCACGAGUUUACGAUUGUACGUUAAAUAGAGCGUCCUGGCGGACGCACAACAAUUUUUCCGCGUUUUCGUACGAUUUCGCGGAAAAAAAUGGGUCCGAUCCCACACGCUCAGUGUACGUGAUACGUAAACUUAUGAGUUUCUGGCAUGCGGUGACGUCAUCCGGAUCGUUCUGGAAGAACCCUGCAGGACAAUAAUGGCGGAUUUGUAUGCAAAAUACAACUGCACCUAUUGUCAAGAGGACAUCUCGGGUUUACGUGUAAGAUGCGUAGAAUGCCCGGAUUUCGACCUCUGUUUGCAGUGUUUUUCCGCCGGAGCCGAGAUUGGUCCACACAAAAAUGAUCACUCUUAUCAGUUCAUGGAUUCUGGUACCAUUAGUAUAUUUAAUGGUAGAGGAAAUUGGACUGCUAGAGAACAGCUUAGACUUUUGGAUGCCAUUGAACAAUUUGGAUUUGGAAAUUGGGAAGAUAUCAGUAAACAUAUCGAAACACGUACUCCAGAAGAAGCAAAAGAGGAAUAUAUUGCUAGAUACCUUGAUGGCAAUAUUGGCAAACAUACAUGGCCACCGACAGAAAGCUACAAACCAAAUCUCACUGAUCAAACUAAGUCAGAUCAUGGCCCACUGUCACCUGAUCUCACAUCUCGGUUACCACCUUUGGACAUUACUCCAGAAGAAGCUGCACAAUUGGGGUACAUGCCACAACGAGAUGAUUUUGAGAGAGAUUACAACCAUGAAGCAGAGUCACUUGUUUCUUCAUUAUUUCUGAAUCCAGCAGAGGACGAUGAUUUAGACAUAGCACUUAAACUUGCCCAAGUUGAUAUGUACACCAAUAACUUGAGAGAAAGAGCGCGACGAAAGCGAGUGGUACGUGAUUAUCAGCUGGUAUCUGCAUUCUUUUCUUCAUCCCGAAAGGAUAAAGCAUUGAAAAAGAAGCAAACAAAAGAAGAAAAAGAAUUUAGAGACAGGAUGCGUGCAUUUGCGCAAUUUUAUACGGCACAGGAGUAUGAGCAGUUUCUGUCAAAUCUUGAAAGAGAGAGGGAACUGCGGUUACGUCUUUCAGAAUUAUAUCGUUAUCGGGAACAUGGCAUCACAAGGCACGAAGAAUGUGCUCAUUUUGAGCAAGUGAUAGCACAAACUCAGGGACAAAACGAUGCUGCAGAUCACUGGAAUGAAAAGAAAUCUGCAUUUGUGAACAGAUUGUAUCAGUUUGCAUUUCACUUAGGGCAGCAGUGGGCCGUCCACACCAAUACACCGCCACAUCUCAAAAAAAAGUUACACUGGACUAAAUGCUUUCCUCGGAAGGUCAACAUUUUAUCCAUAUUUUGCAGAGAAGAAGAAAAAAAUUACUCUUCCAUCGACCGAAAGUACACGUCAAAAGAAUUACCCAGCAGCAGCUCCUCAAUCAAUCAAGUCAAUCUCAAUCGGAUGACGACUCCAGCCAAUCAGUGGGCGGAGCUGGAUAACAAUCCAAAUUCUUCCAGCCAAUAUACUACAAGCUCGAGUUCUAUUGCAGAAAAGAAUUAUACUGCAACAACUUCUGGAAAAUCUUGUUCAACAAUAGGAAAUUCGGAAGAACGAGAUAUAGAAAUGGAAGCUGCAGCUCAUUUAUUAACAAAACAGGAAAAAUCCUUAUGUCUUCAGCUUGAUUUAAAGCCAACGCAGUAUUUGACGCAAAAAACGUUGUUGUUGCAAGAGUAUCUGAACGGUAAUAGAAGAUCGGGCGUUGUACCUCAAUCGGAACCAGAAAGUAAGAUACUACACUAUCUGGUAGCAAAUGGCUGGAUUGCAGCCAAUUGAUUGAACAUUUAAAAAUUAUCGACCAUUUCAAUUCUAAGUCACUGUCUAUUUCGCAAACUAAGUCCUAGAUAUAAUUGAAAUUUGAGUCUGAUUUAAUUAAACAUAUAGGGCAGGUAGGGAGAGAAUGUGUGUGUGUAUAAUUUAACAAGUACCGAUAUUGAUUCUUUACUUCUAUAGAAUUCGAUGAAACUUAAAUAGCGAAAAA